AUGUCCUACUGUGAGACGAAUCCGGAAAAGCUUCGUAAAUUGAAUGAGGAGGCGGAAUCAAAGCCAGAUAGAGACUUGGGAUUUUAUCCUUCCCCCAUAUCCGUCACUGAUAAGUGGUUGACUCGGGUUUUCUCCCCAAAAGAUCCUUAUCACUCGGAUAAGGGAUAUCCGUAUUCGUAUAAGCCUGCUGGUAAUUAUCUUGGAAGACCUCUCUUCGCCACUGACUUACAUCUUGGGACGACAUGGGGGACCAACCUGCGUCCAUUCCGCCCAAAGUUCUGCCAAAUUAUGGAACGUGACUACCUUAGAUGUCUCAGUAGAGUUGGAGUCCAAAAUUCCGACAAGAUUUGUCGUAUUUAUUGGGAGGAUUUGAUGGAAUGUACAACGUAUGAAAAAUCCAAGAAGAGAAUGCUCUAUAUGGAAAAAGUGCGGAAGCAAAAGAAGCUCGAACCAAUGAGUCCUCCACCGUUCACCUCCAUUCAACGCCCCAACUAG
Echinococcus granulosus is the source of this 495-nucleotide messenger RNA. RefSeq lists its product as hypothetical. The transcript is spliced from 4 exons. The record is from RefSeq and is a predicted model, not a curated record. The coding region runs from base 1 to 495 and encodes 164 amino acids. NCBI's taxonomy places the organism in Eukaryota, Metazoa, Platyhelminthes, Cestoda, Cyclophyllidea, Taeniidae.